Molecule: messenger RNA, 1002 nt
Organism: Otolemur garnettii (small-eared galago)
Lineage: Eukaryota; Metazoa; Chordata; Mammalia; Primates; Galagidae
Product: olfactory receptor 9K2-like
Exons: 1
Coding region: 61-1002 (313 amino acids)
Biological process (GO): G protein-coupled receptor signaling pathway
Cellular component (GO): membrane
Molecular function (GO): G protein-coupled receptor activity; odorant binding; olfactory receptor activity
Source: RefSeq, a predicted model, not a curated record
GAGAAAGAGUGGAAAGUUUACCUGUUGACUUUGUCUUAUACUUCGAAGCAGGAAUUUGCCAUGGGUGACAAGGGAGGAGGCAACCAUUCAGACGUGACUGACUUCAUUCUUGUAGGCAUCAGGGUCCGUCCAGAGCUCCACAGUCUCCUCUUCCUGCUAUUCCUGAUUAUUUAUGGGAUGGUCCUUCUGGGGAACCUUAGCAUGAUUGGCAUCAUUGUGACUGAUCCCCGGCUGAACACACCAAUGUAUUUCUUCCUAGGCAAUCUCUCCGUCAUUGAUCUCUCCUACUCCACUGUUAUUGUACCCAAAGCCAUGGUCAACAUACUGUCCCAGAAAAAGACCAUAUCCUUUGCAGGUUGUGUGGCUCAGCUGUUCCUUUAUGCACUAUUCAUGGUAACAGAGGCCUUUGUUCUGGCCGCCAUGGCCUAUGACCGCUUCAUUGCCAUCUGUAACCCACUCCUCUACCCUGUGCGUAUGUCAAGGAGCGUCUGCAUCCAGUUAGUGGCCAGUUCCUAUCUCUGUGGCUGGGUCAGCUCCAUCCUUCAAAUCAGUGUAACAUUUUCCAUGUCUUUCUGUGCCUCCCGGGUCAUUGAUCACUUCUACUGUGAUUCAAACCCAAUUGAAAAGAUCUCCUGUUCCAAUAUCUUCAUCAAUAAGAUGGUGUCACUUAGUUUGGCUGUCCUCAUUAUUUUGCCCACAAUCAUUGUUAUUGUAGUAUCUUACAUGUACAUUGUGUCCACAGUUUUAAAGAUCCGUUCCAGUGCAGGGAGGAAGAAAGCCUUCUCCACUUGCACCUCCCACCUGGGCGUUGUAAGUUUGCUGUAUGGGACUGUGUCCUUUGUGUAUCUCACACCUCCAAACAACCCCGAGCUUCGUAAAGUGGCCUCAGUAUGUUACAUUUUGUUCACACCUAUGUUGAACCCUUUAAUCUAUUCUCUAAGAAAUAAGGAUGUUAAAGACGCUGUGAGAAAAGUCUUAGGGAAGAAAAAAGUUUUGCUCUAA